Molecule: messenger RNA, 4516 nt
Organism: Orbicella faveolata
Lineage: Eukaryota; Metazoa; Cnidaria; Anthozoa; Scleractinia; Merulinidae
Molecular function (GO): oxidoreductase activity
Source: RefSeq, a predicted model, not a curated record
UUUUUUGACUCGCAUAGUAAUUUCCCGCGCAUUUAGCCUGCGUAGCAAGCGUUUCGUAGGAAAGGGCCUACGAGCAAAGGCUGGCCGCGCGAAAAUUGGGUAAGAAAAUCGACGGGUCACAGGGGAUGGUUGGACAAGCGAGGGAAUGUAUUCCCUCGCUCGUCCGAACACCUUCUGCUUCAUCGUUUGUUUUGCUCUCUGUCCAAUUUGCGCUAGGUCAGAAUGCGGAAAGAGCUCCUUGAAGGUGAGCGCGUGCUACGCAUUAUCAAACCAAAAUUAGCACGCUAUAAUAAGCCAAUCAAUAUGGAUAUGGGUUAUUGACCAAGCGAGGUCAAGAUGGCUGGAUAUUGGCCAAGUUCUUUUAUUUAGCGUGUUUAUGGACCGAGACGGAGUCUAAGUUCAUAAACGCAAGUUUACCUUGCCCGCUGAGGGAGCUAGCUAUAUGUACAGUACUGCUUCGAAGUUGGAUUCUAUUUUUUAAAGUACUGGUAAAGCUAUGGCCGAUAAAAUGACUGCAAAACUCCACAGAAAUAGCUAUAGAUCUUUUUACUGGUUUUUUAAGAACCCAAAUUGAUCAGUCUAGCGCUCUCUGAGUCAACCUCCACAGACACCGGAUACCACUAAAUCCGGCCGUAUUGGGUUAUAUUCUUUGGUUACGUUUUUGGAUUAAAACGCCACUAAGUUCUGUGUGCUGUUGAUGUCUCAGAAGAUAAUAUCCGUCGGUAACCGAUCCCUGCAGCCAGAGAGCCAGUGUUUUCCCAGGGCAAAAACUUGUUAUCACAAUUCAUUCACUGUUAUUACAAUUCAUUCACUGUUAUUUUAACCUCUCAAGAACGGCAAUCAGGCCACUAAAAACUCGUCUCAACUGCCAAAAUAACCUCUCGAACAUCUCGACAACGCCCAGUUUAUAACGGUGCCCACACAGAACUCCAUUUCUUAUUGGAAAAGGUCACCAGACUUGAUUCAUAUCGCGUGCCGUCGGCGUCUGUUUCUGUUAAGUUUCUGUUUUAUUGACAGAUUUUUAUUUAUACAUGCUAACAUAAGCACUUUAAAAAAAUGUUGCACCCAAAGCAAAAUAGGUGUCAUAUUACAACCUUACCUCCUCCUAGGUGGCCGUUUUGGAGAGCAAGUUCGACUGUAUUAUGUUCUGGCUAGUGUUUCUCUAUGUCUAGUGAAUUCUCUCGUUCUCCCGAAGUUCUGCCAAUUCCGGGAAUCGUGUGUUUAUCGGUAAAAUAGAAAACAGGUUUGGCAACUCUAUUGACCAAUCAGAGCGCGCGUAGUUUCUCAGUUAUUUUAUAAAUGAAUGUAUCUAUGUGUAAAAGACAAUCAGUUGUGACACCCGCGCAUAUGAUAACAAAAGCCUGUUGUGAUGUGCGUCCACAUUGUGCAAUUUUUAGUUUUGAAAUUUCGAAGCCUUCAGCUGAGUGUUAUCGCUUUGCAACAGCUGAGCUGCGAGCCAAAUUCUCUGGCUUUGAGUUUGAAUCGAAGUUUGUCGUAGUUGAUUGGAAAAGAUGCUGUUGAGGUCCCUUCGAACGUUGAAGUUGCGGCCAUCACGUCUGAACACCACAGCAACAUGUUCCCUGGCAACAAAGGCACAGGAGCUUGACAGCGCCAGCGCGCAGUUCACCACAUUAACACCGGCAGAACUCCAACCCAAUACACCCUCAAGACUGGCGGGAAAAGAGUUUUUACCUGGUUCCACUGGAGAUGGUUUCCCGAAAGUCUUAUCACCUCCUUCGGAGACAUUUCCUCACGCCGUGAGAGUAGAAACUCACUCCGUGGAUGACUGCGUCGUCAGUUGCCGUCGAUAUCUACAAGAGAACCUUCCGCAGUACGGUGCUGUUCUGCUUCGAAACCUCCCACUGAAAACUGCCGCCGACUUUUCCAGUCUGUCCCAAAGGCUAGGGUACAAAGGGAUGACGUAUCAAGGUGGCGCGGUGGAACGGGAAGAGCUCGAUAAGACUUCUGGGACAUACACCGCCAGCGAUGAGCCGCCCCAAGCUGUGAUAGAGCAUCAUAAUGAGAUGGCUUAUAGUCCAGUGUACCCCUCUAAGCUUUUGUUCUUUUGCCAACAAGAGCCGGGAGAAGACUGUGGAGGAGAGACGCCGCUGGUUAAAAGUACCGACAUACUUUCUCGUCUGAAUCCCAGGGUUCUUCAAACUUUCGCUGAUAAGAAGGUGCGUUACGUUCGUUAUGCUCCUCCGCGAGGGCCUGGUGCGUACCUUCCAUGGCAGGAUGUAUUUAUGACGGAGGAUCCAAAGACAGCGGAACAUUUUCUACAGCAGAAAGGGUUCAGUUUUAAGUGGGAACCUUCCGGAGCUUUGGUUUAUUGGCAAGUUCUGCCGGCUUUCCUCAAACACCCGGAGACUGGGAAGACUGUCUGGUUUAACCAGAUUCAAUCCCAUCAUGCUUCGCAUUUACAAGGGAUGCCAAGGUUCAAGGACUCUGAUUUACCUAAUCAUCACUACUCCUGCCAGACCUACUAUGGCGAUGGCAGCGAAAUUGAGCCCGCGGUGCUUCAGCACAUAAGAGCAAUCACUUGGUCAUGCGCUGUUGGAUUUCCCUGGCGAAAUGGUGACGUACUUGUUGUUGACAACCUUGCGGUUCAGCACGCGAGGAUGAGCUUCACUGGGCCGAGGAGAAUCUUGGCAAUGCUUUCAGAAAAUUGAAUCAAACUGACUGGUUUUAGUGUUAUAGUGCGACUACUCGAACCGGGCCACCGAGAAGAAAGCUAACCAAUCACUGACAACAAUGGAGUGGUAGCUUCUCGUGAUGGCAAGUAAAGGUCUGUUUGACGUGAAAACAUAAACACUGUGGACUCCUCUGAAUUAUAUACUCACUCUUAGAGAUUCAGUUCUUGAUGGAGAAUUAUCAUAAUUAUAAAUCUCGCUCAAAAAAGUUAGCUUGAAAACUCACUUUUUGCGACAACUUAGCCUGCUGAACAGGCCAAUUAGCGGAGUAGACCGCGAAGUGUGAUACAAGUGCGCGCUCCGCGCGAGUGUAUCGCGUUUCGCUCAGUCCCGCUUGUUCUGCAGGCUAGCGACAACUAAACCACAAACGUUGAAAAGCGUACAAAAGUUAGGAUCGAAACUAACCAAUCAACAAAUGGCAAAGUUUCCUGUGAGGUUCACAACACCUCGCACUCUGUUUGGUUUUCAAUUUUGUUAAGAACUGUUGUUCGCAUUCUUCAAUGUUAUUGGUUCAUUUGAGAAAACUGAGAUCAUUAUGCUUUGUUCCCGAGUAACGUUCUGGUUGGUUAGCUCAUUUCCAAGUGGCUCGGUUCGAGUAAGUUGCACUGGUUCUGAAGUAACUAAACAUGAUAUUUUCCGUCAUCGAAGAUUUAUCAACGCUUUAACUCGGAAACGAGAGCUUUCGCACGUGCAAUCAACAACUAAUCAUUUCCCUGAAUGUCUAAAUCAGUGGGUUUUCUGGUAAUUCACAUUUUGUGUAGCGUACAACGUUGUCAGAAAUUAAUUAUUGAAGUUGUUGGGCAACAAAAAGAAAUAUUCCUCUUGUUAUAAACGAGUCGCAAAUCAAUAUCUAGUUUUUGGAGCACCCACGGUUGCAAUGUGGGCCGUUAUGUAAUGCUCGUUCAAACUAUACGUCACAAUAAAUAUCGUUUUGUAAAGAGGAACUAAUAUAAUUAGAUCGAAUCGUACCUUUAUGGCACGUUUUGGCGGUAUAUCAGGCCAGUUUGGUCGAGCCAUUGCUCUUUCGCGGGACCAAACAAGUCUGAUAUGCCGCCGAAGCGUUCCAAAAACGGUACGAUUGGGUUUUACCGUACUCGUAUUCGGCUAAAAUUCCGGAGAUAUUUUUCUAGUGACUGUAAUCUGUCAGGCGCUGCGGUUAAGUGGUGCGCGCGAGGAGUUUAGUUUUGGCGGGAAAGUGCCACAGAAAACAAACGCUGAUAGGAAAAAAGAUGGCGGUCGUACAUUUUACCACAAUACCAUACGAACCUAACACAGUCCAUUCGUACAAGGAGAGCCAUAUUUUUGCAAUAUUUGUCCCUGAACGACAGUGUGUAUAUUAGAUUUGAAAAUUUCAUGAACGUUAAGGUUAUCGUUCGCUAGGAAUUAUGGUAAAUGUACCAGUCGCCAUCAUGUUUUAUUCUUUUAAGCUCAAUAUUCCAGUUAUAAACUUCUUUCAAUUUGACUGAUAGAAAAGUUACUUUACCUGAAAGUCAUCAUGAUAUCGUAGCCAUAUCAGGUCUGUGACUUGAUAUCGUAGGAUAUCAGGACAGUAGACGCGGCUUCUGAUUGGCUAAUUGAGAAUUUGGGUACGGUAUUGUACUGAAACGUACGUAGUGAGACUACAACAACAAUAUAUUUACAUAAAAAAGUCGUUAUGAACAUUCUCUUGGUGCUGGGAUAAAAUACUGGUAGUCAUGACAUUAUUGGCUAAAAAAGUGUAGCCUUGUUCAAUUUAAGGCUCAAUUUUCUCACUUAGUGUUACAUAGUUUAGAUUUGUUUAUAUCCUUGUGAACUGUCUUCUUGACUUAAUAAAAGUGGUCAUAUUU